Molecule: messenger RNA, 2909 nt
Organism: Eleginops maclovinus (Patagonian blennie)
Lineage: Eukaryota; Metazoa; Chordata; Actinopteri; Perciformes; Eleginopidae
Product: tricarboxylate transport protein B, mitochondrial
Exons: 9
Coding region: 201-1154 (317 amino acids)
Biological process (GO): mitochondrial citrate transmembrane transport
Cellular component (GO): mitochondrion
Molecular function (GO): citrate secondary active transmembrane transporter activity
Source: RefSeq, a predicted model, not a curated record
UUGAUAGUCCUGGUGUACGCCCACCGUCAGUAGAUCAGCUGGAUGCACCGCGCGUCACCAGUAUCAGAAGCGCACCAGACAGCAUCCGUCCAUGUGUUGCGCGCUCCAGCCUACUUAGAAAACAAACUGCAAGCUACCUAAUUGAAGAAAAACCUCACAAUAGUAGACUUCUAGAUUGUACUGUUCAUUUCCCCGUCGGCAUGCAGGGAAGAGGCACAUAUAUCAACCCUUUCCCCAGACCCCGGUGUCUGGCGGCCGCGGCUCCGGCGGGGAAAGCGAAACUAACCCACCCGGGGAAAGCCAUCCUGGCAGGGGGUAUUGCAGGUGGCAUAGAGAUCUGCAUCACCUUCCCAACAGAGUAUGUCAAGACGCAGUUACAGCUGGAUGAGAGGGCUAAUCCACCCAAAUACAGAGGAAUAGGGGACUGUGUAAAACAGACAGUACAGGGUCACGGAGUCAAAGGGCUGUACAGAGGACUCAGCUCACUGCUGUAUGGAUCCAUACCCAAAUCUGCUGUCAGGUUCGGGGUGUUUGAGUUCCUCAGCAACCGUGCGAGGGAUGAGAACGGUCGACUGGACAGCACCAAGGGCCUGCUGUGUGGGCUCGGAGCCGGGGUCCUGGAAGCUGUUUUAGUGGUGUGUCCCAUGGAAACUGUUAAGGUUAAAUUCAUUCAUGACCAGACAUCAGCCAACCCGAAAUACAAGGGCUUCUUCCACGGUGUCAGAGAGAUUAUCAAUGCCCAAGGAAUUAGAGGGACAUACCAGGGUCUCACUGCCACAGUCCUUAAGCAAGGCUCCAACCAAGCCAUUCGAUUCUAUGUGAUGACCUCUCUCAAGAACUGGUACAAAGGUGACAACCCUAAUAAAGCCAUGAACCCCAUUGUGACGGGAAUGUUUGGAGCUGUAGCUGGAGCAGCCAGUGUCUUUGGAAACACACCACUAGAUGUCAUCAAGACAAGGAUGCAGGGUCUGGAAGCACACAAAUAUAAAAGCACAUUGGACUGUGGUUUAAAGAUCAUGAGACACGAGGGCCUGGCAGCUUUUUACAAAGGGACGGUUCCUCGGCUGGGCCGUGUGUGUCUGGAUGUGGCCAUAGUUUUCAUCAUAUAUGAGGAGGUGGUGAAGGUCCUGAAUGGGGUCUGGAAGACGGACUGAGCCUCUGAAUGUACAGUAAAGGGCGGCAGCUUCCUACUUUCCAGGCAUCAGACACAGAUCCCAGUUUUGCAGACCUCCUCCGCAUUACAAAACCAUCCGAAGAGGGGGUCAGACCGAGCCAAACUGAGAUGAGUAUCAAAUGCUGACAGGAAGUGAAAGAGCUCAUAUAGAUAGGGGGCCUUAGAAAGAGAGAAAGCCUGAAAAGAGUGUCGCCCACAUCUGGGCAGCUGUUAGUAUGCAGAGCUCUGCUGCAUUAAAACAAGACAUCUUAUAUCAAAGGUAGGAUCAUAAAAUGAUCCAAAUCAUCUUGAAAUAGCAUAUCCUAGAAAGUCAUCAUGUCUCAAUAUUCAACAAAAUGUCACUAUUAGGGUCCACAUCAUGAUUAAUUCAAACAUUGUUGAAAGAAUAUAAGCUUUUUUUCCAAGUUAUCUGGUUAAAUGUAUUUAAUCCUGCUUUGUAAAAUACCCUCCUUCAGUGGAGAACAUUGUUUCUCAUCAUUCACAGCUGCUUUACUCAUGUUUACUGCGAGUAAUGCAUGUGUCAUACUACAUUUUCUUAAGUUAGAUUUGCUCUCUGUGUCUACUUGUGCCUGUUUUUAGUCCAGAGGAGCUAGACUACAGCUGGCUGCAGUUAACAGUCACAUAUACUGCAGUUACUUCCAUAACUUAGCCUUUAAUAGAAUGAUUUUACAAUUAUAAUAUGCCAAUUAUUUUUAUAAAUUAUAGAUUCUUAUUUAGUUUAUAAUCAGCAUUAUAGUUUUAUUGUAAAGUAUGAUAUAUAUUAUUCUUGUGCCAAAUGCCAAACCUGUUAUACUAUGAAAAUAUGUUCAGAAUAGGAACAUGCUAAUGUAGCAUAACAAGCUUAAAUACAGAAGAGCAACUAUUAUGACUUAUAUUGUGACCUUCUUUAUAAAUGUAUGUAUUGAAUGUUCGAUAUCUAUAUGGUUGAGAUAUGAUGUGAUGUUAUCUUGGGUCACUGGUUGUUUCUGUGAUCAGGUCUGGGUGUGAAGGUUUUUUAAGAGAUUUGGAAAAUAUUAUAUUGCUGUAUUUCAUUGUGAUUCUAAAUGACCCAACGACAAUAAGUCAUAAAGACCGAGUAACCUCUGAUCUGUUUUCUCUUUUAAUGGAAGCACUACUGCUCAUCAGGUCACUUGAUGCAUAGUUGUUUUCUUCUUGUGAUAGAUGCAGGUUUCAUAUCUUCCCUAAUGAAAUCGUUCCCAGAUAUUGGGACCUUGAAAAUGAAAGAAGACACAUUGUUAAACACAUAAAAUUAAUAUAUUUUAUAUUUAAAUGUAAUGUAUUUAUAUGAAGAUUACUCACAAUAUAUUUAAAUCUAUUUGCAUUGGUGUUCUGUUUCUGUAUUUCAUUCAGGGUUAAUUUGUAUUUAUCACUCAUGUGCCUUUUGUUGUUCUGUUACACUGUGAAUGCUACUUGAGGUAAAUCCUAAUUUAUUAUUAUUAAAAAUAUUCAUCUCUUAUAACAUCUUACCGACACAACAACUGAAUGAUAAUGAAAACAGUCAUGAUCUAUAUGUAUUAAUGUAAUAAUUGAAUAUAAAUACGGAUGGGUUGUGUUUCACUAUUUCUAAUAUAAUGUUCAUCAUUUCUAUCUUCAUUUUCUCAGUUUGACCGAACAAUGGUUGUGAUUCUAACUGCCAAAUAUCCAAAACAAAAUGUUAGUGUUAUUGCAAAUCAAUGUACAUGGAGGCUAUGUGGUUCUUUAUGAUGAAGCUUGUGAAUAAAAAGCAUCCCCUCUA